UACACCCCAUCCGCACUCCUCUUCUCCUUCUCUUCCUAACAAACACAAAAGAAUAACUCACAGAGACGCAGUACACACAGGAAGACCCACUCAAUCAAACAACCUACUCGUUCACCUCUCUCCGCUCACCCGUCACCACAAUGGCCACCACAGCCCCUUCCACGUCAUCACCCGCCAAACGAGUCAUCGACCCCGAGGAAUGGAACCGCCGAAUGGAUGCCGUGAAGAUAUCUAAAUCUGAUUUGAAUCAGUUGGUGAUGAACUACCUCAUCAUCGAAGGCUACCAAUCCGCCGCCAUCAAAUUCGCCCAAGAAGCAAAUAUCACACCCUCGAUCGACCUUGAUUCCAUCAAUGAGCGGAUGGUGAUUCGACAAGCCAUUCACCGCGGUGACGUCCAAGGAGCAAUCGAACGUAUCAAUGAACUCGAUCCUGAGUUGCUGGAUACCGUCCCUUCAUUACAUUUCCAACUCCUCCGCCUACAACUCGUUGAAUUGAUCCGCGCUUCUGGCUCGGGGGCGAGCGAGACGGGUGAUAUUUCGACCGCACUGGCAUUCGCAACAACACACCUCGCACCCCGCGCACCCUCCUCACCCACCUUCCUCCACGAACUCGAAAAAACGAUGGCACUUCUCGCCUUCCCACCCGAAUCCAUCUCCUCCUCCUCCUCCUCCACCUCUCCCCUCGCUGAACUCGUUGAUCCGAAUUUACGCCGCGAUGUAGCCAAAAUGGUCAAUGAGGCUAUCUUGGAACAUCAGGGUAUUGUACGGGAGGCGAAAGCGAAGGGGUUGGUGAGGGCUGCGUGUUGGGCUGAGGAGAGGUUGAGGGGGGAGGGGGUGGAGUUUCCGGUGUUGGAUUUGGAAGCGUUGGUUGGCAAGAGGAGGGAGGGUGAUGCGAUGGAGCUCUGAUGUUAUGACGCGGUAG
This is a messenger RNA of Saitoella complicata NRRL Y-17804, 921 nucleotides long. RefSeq lists its product as uncharacterized. The record is from RefSeq and is a predicted model, not a curated record. The transcript has 3 exons. Lineage: Eukaryota; Fungi; Ascomycota; Saitoellomycetes; Saitoellales; Saitoellaceae. Gene Ontology annotation, biological process: proteasome-mediated ubiquitin-dependent protein catabolic process. Bases 141 to 905 code for a protein of 254 amino acids. Gene Ontology annotation, molecular function: protein binding. Gene Ontology annotation, cellular component: nucleus; cytoplasm.